Molecule: messenger RNA, 1820 nt
Organism: Lotus japonicus
Lineage: Eukaryota; Viridiplantae; Streptophyta; Magnoliopsida; Fabales; Fabaceae
Product: geraniol 8-hydroxylase-like
Exons: 2
Coding region: 157-1659 (500 amino acids)
Molecular function (GO): monooxygenase activity; iron ion binding; heme binding
Source: RefSeq, a predicted model, not a curated record
AUUAGCUGUUUUGUAUGGUUUAGGAGAGAAAGUGAUAAAAUAUGAGUAAACAAAACUGAUGUGGUGUCUCUUGAUUUAAUUUUAAAAAGCUUAGUGGAUCUGAACACUAUUUAAUUGCCCCCCCGGUAACGCUCCAAAUUUGUCCUAAAACACAAGAUGGAGUACCUAAGUUCCAUCCUCCUCCUUGUGUUGACAUUCAUUCUCACACAAGCUGUGUAUUCAAGAAUCACAGGCAGCACCAAACCAAAGUACAAGCUUCCACCAGGACCAUACCCUCUCCCCAUCAUUGGAAACAUCCUUUCACUUGGCCAAAAGCCCCACAAGUCCUUAGCCAAACUCGCCAAGGUUCAUGGCCCCAUCAUGAGCCUAAAGCUUGGUCAAGUAACCACCAUAGUUAUCUCUUCACCUGACAUGGCCAAAGAAGUUCUCCUCACCCACGAUAACUCUUUGUCGAACCGAGUCAUUCCGCAAGCACUUGAAGUCCACGAUCUCCACAAACACAGCAUAACUUUCCAACCGAUUUCGCCUCUAUGGCGAAACCUGCGGAAGAUAUGCAAGGACCAGUUGUUCUCCAACAAGAGUCUCGAUACGAGUCAAGAUCUCAGACGAGAAAAGAUGAGGGAGCUCGUUGAUGAGAUCCACUGUUGCGGCCUGGCUGGCGAGGUGGUGGACCUCGGGAAAAUAACUUUUAAAACAGCGAUAAACAUGUUGUCGAACACGGUUUUCUCGGUGGAUUUGGUUCACUCUCAAGGUUCAGCUGGGGAUUUCAGGGAGACGGUGAUGAGGCUGUUGGAAGAUACUGGGAAGCCAAACAUGGCUGAUUUCUUCCCUGCAUUGAGGAGGCUUGACCCGCAGGGUAUCAAGAGUCGAAACUCUUUUUCCAUUGGGAAGAUGUUGGAGAUCUUAGGUGGUUUGAUUGAUCAACGGGUGAAGCUUCGACAACUCCAAGGUUUUGACAACAACAUGGACAUGUUAAAUACCUUGCUUAACAUUGCUCAUGGGAACAACCAAGACAUGAAUCCAGCUGAAAUUGGACAUCUAUCUGUGACUUUAUUUGCUGCCGGAACGGACACAAUUACAUCUACACUAGAAUGGGCAAUGGCAGAACUACUCCGAAAUGAAAAUGCAAUGUCAAAAGUAAAACAAGAGAUGGAGCAAAUCAUUGGCAAAGGUAAACUUGUUGAGGAAUCAGAUGUUGCUAGGCUUCCUUAUUUGCAAGCAGUGUUAAAGGAGACUUUCCGUUUGCAUCCUCUAGUCCCACUUUUAAUCCCUCGGAAGGCCAAUGAAACUGUGGAAAUUAGUGGCUACACAAUCCCCAAAGAUGCAACCAUCCUAGUUAAUCAGUGGGCUAUGGGAAGAAACUCAAGCGUUUGGGAAAAUGCAGAGUUGUUUUCACCAGAAAGGUUCGUAGGCUCUGAAAUUGAUAUCAAAGGCCACCAUUAUCAGCUUACACCAUUUGGUGGUGGGCGUCGAAUUUGUCUUGGCAUGCCACUAGCAAUAAGGACAUUGUAUUUGAUGUUGGGCUCAUUGAUCAAUUGCUUCAACUGGAGACUUGAAGAUGGAUUGACCAUAGAUGAUAUUGACAUGGAAGACAAAUUUGGGCUAACCUUAGUAAAGGCUCAACCAAUGAGACUCAUUCCACAUAAAAUAAGCAAUUAAAAUAUUAAAAAAGUUUCACAUUAUGGAAUAUAAUAAAGUAGCGGCUCAAGUGUUUCAGUCACUUAGACUAUAUAUGUAUAAACUAUAAAGAGCCAUAUUGUGAUGUAUGCAGUGUAUGAUUAGUGAAGAAAAUAAAUAAAUAAUGUCCUUCAUACCCUAAA